UUGAAGUCUGUGGCUUUGAAGAGCUUCUUAAAUUCUGACCUGAAUUUUAUUAAAUGAAAUGAUAUUUGAUGUAAAUAAUAAUGUAAGAUGUCAGUCGUAUAUGAGUGACAGAUAAAAGCAUUAGAGAGAUGAACCCAUAUAAUCGCGUGUGAUGUGUUUAAUGUUUCUCAGUGGUAUCGGCCUCUUCCUUCCUCUUUUUAAAACACAUAUAUCACAUGACUGUGAGGUCUGAAUGUGUGUAAAUUAAACAUAAACACGCACACAGAAGUUUAUUUUAGCUGCAGAAGGGCACUCGUCAGUGUCUUUGAACAUUUAUUUCAUCUCUGUGUCUCAGUGCUGUAGUAAAAACAUGAAUUUAAACUAUUACAGUAUCAGACUACAACAUAACUAAAUGUAUAAAAGUAAAGAGGGUCUGAAUAUUCUGAAUGCUCUGUAUAAUGAUGUGUGAUGUGUUUCAAGACUCUCAACAGUAGCAUCAUCUUACUUCCUGUUACUAAAAUAUAUAAAGACAUACAGAAGAUUAUUAACAGAGUUUGAGAUCACUUCACUUCAGAAGAGCACUUGUUUGUUUAGUUUAUUUAUCACUUUAGUAAAACAUUUAUUGGAUUUUUAUGAAUUUGUCAUUUCAGAUUUCUGGACUGAACCCGCUUGAGAAAAUGUUUUACAGAUUUCUGUUCUGUCUGUUGUUGUGCCGUCUGAUUGGUGUGUUUGGUGAUGAAGUGAAGUCAGUGUCAGUGAUGGAGGGAGAUUCUGUUACUCUACACAGUAAUAUUACUGAAAUAAAGAGACGUGAUGAGAUAGAGUGGAUGUUUGUAACUGGGGAGGUUUACAUCGCUAGAAUUGUAAAAAUGUUCAAUUAUGUCAGAAUAUAUGCUGAUGAUCUUGAUGGGAGAUUCAGAGACAGACUGCAGGUGAAUAAUCAGACUGGAGAUCUCACCAUCACAAAUAUCACAACUCAACACACUGGACUUUAUCAACUAGAGAUCAGAAUGAACAGAUGGAUUUCAUACAGAUUCAAUGUUACUGUCUAUGUUCGUCUGCCCGCUCCCGUCAUCACCAGAGACUCAUCAUCAGUCUCAAAAUGUGUGUUGAUGUGUUCUGUGUUCAAUGUGAGAGAUGUGAGAGAUGUGAGUCUGUCCUGGUACAAAGGAAACAGUUUAUUGUCCAGCAUCAGUGUGUCUGAUCUCAACAUCAGCAGCAUCUCUCUUCAUCUGGAGUGUCUGGAUGAUUCUUACAGCUGUGUGGUGAACAAUCCCAUCAGUAAUCAAACUCAACAUCUCAACAUCACUGAUGUCUGUCAGCCGUGUUCAGAGUCUGUCAGCUGUUGUGAUACUACUGAAGCUGUGAUCCGAUUGGUCAGCUCUGCUCUGGUGGGCGUGGCUGCUGUCGCUGCUUGUGUUGUUUUGAUUUAUGACAUCAGAUCCAGAAGAGAUGAACAGAAGAGACGAUCAUAGUCAACAGCAUCAGAUUCUCACUCAUCAAUCACAUUUGAAAGACUCAAAUCCAGGUUUUUAGAGAUAAAUCCAAAACUAAUGGCCAAAAUUUUAAAUUAUCUUAUUUUCUUACUUUCUCUUUGUAAUUCUUUUUAAAAAUAAUAAAAAUCAUUCUUGUUCAUGGAUUUUAAGGGACUUUAUAAAACACUUCUUGAUUCUGAUUGGUUGAGUUGUGGUUAAAGUCUUACGUCACACAUCUUUCUUUUGAUGUACACAAUACUGCUAAAGCUCCUCUAGUGUCUGAACAUCAAAACAUAUUCAGCUUUUUUAUGCAACAAGUACAGAAUAUCUACUGUAUGCACUUACAUGUACACUUAAAACAAACCAUGCUUUUAUAUUCUUAAAUAUUAAAUAUUUUGAUAUAGAAAAUAUAUUAAUAAAAAUACAGUCUAAACAUAUGAUGUGGGUGUCAUGAUCCUGUCAGCUUUGGAUGUCUUUUACUUGUUAUGUGUGACAGGGUCAUGGCAGCCUCACUGUUGUCUUGUUUUCUAGUGGAGAGUCACUUGGCUUGUGUUUUUGUGUGCAUCAUCCUUUCCUGUUCCCAGUCUAGCCCCGCCCCUGUGUCCCUGUUUAUUAUUCAUUAUUAGUUUACGCACUUCACCUGUGUGUCCUCGUUCCCUAGUUAUUCCCUAUUAAAAGCCAUUGUUUUUGAUGUUUUGUGUCUGGUCAUUGUGUGUGUCCCAUCCGACAUCAUCAUGGGCCCUGUUUUGUUUUGCACUGUCUUUUUUUGCCCUGUAUCAUGUAAUCUGGGUCUCCAUUUAUGGUGUAAUACAAGUACUGAUUUUCUCCCACUGUGCAAUGUGAAGUCGAAACAAUGUCUUUUGCAUAUCCUAGGGGGUUUUGGCUUAACCUAGCUCCCUCAAAUACGUUACAUUAUUACUAUGCUGCUUAUGUUUACGAUUUUUCUGUGUUUUCUCCUGCAUCUAUUAAU
This is a messenger RNA of Paramisgurnus dabryanus, 2424 nucleotides long. The record is from RefSeq and is a predicted model, not a curated record. NCBI's taxonomy places the organism in Eukaryota, Metazoa, Chordata, Actinopteri, Cypriniformes, Cobitidae.